GUAGGAGUGAGGGCAAUACUAGGUUACACAUAUAUAGGGCAUCAGAGGGGGAAGGGCUUUUGGAUCCGCCGCUCACCAAAACUCUGAUCAACGCAAAGUUCUUCGGAAAGCCGAUCUGAGUGUCGUGUCGGAGAAGCUCACGCUACAGGCCGAAGAUUGGAGAGCCCGCGGCGGAGACAUUUAAUUCCAUGCUGGCGAUUCUUGUAGCCGGAUCAAUAAGUGGGCGCUGGAGGAUGCGGCGGCGGCGGCGGCGGCAAGUCGAGGAGCAAACGGGAGCCAAUAUUCAUCAUUCCACCAGAGGGAUUAGUGCGCGAUGGCAAUCCAAAGUUCAGGUACUAUAAAAGCAUAAAAUACAUAGUUAGGUAGAGUUAGGUAGUUGCAUCUCGUUUUUGCGAUUUGAUAAGUAAGUAAAUUAUUAGCUUUUCUCCGGCCAAUGGAGUUGUCGAUGAAUUGUUGUGAAUCGUGAAAAAAAAAAACACAAUAAUCUGUAAUUCGAAGUUAUCAGAUAUUAAGACGAUUGUAAAAAUAACUUAUAGUCGUAUAUUUAUCGAAUUUAAGAUUUGACUAAAGCAUCUUCUCAAAAAAUAUUGGUGAAGGCUUUAAUUAAAUGAGAAAAAACUGAAAAAACAAAGGUUCUAAACAAAGGUUCUGAACAGGAAGGAUCACGAGACAUGAUCCCCACGAACAGUAAAACAUAAAAAGAAACAAUAAAUCAAACAUCUACUAAGUGGACUAGGCCACUCCUGCAGAUACACUGGAGGAGAAACAACGGAGAACAUAAAUAUCUCCCAAGAGAAAGCGUGGAGGAGACCAGACCUGAAUGCCCCUUUCCAAUUGAGCUUCUUGCUAAUAUCCCAGCUUCUGAUAAUGUCUUCAAAGCGCUGAGGGAAAGGUCCCUAGAGCUCGAUCACCUGCAUAAGGAGGGACCAAAUUUUGCAGCUAAAGUGACAAUGACAAAAACGAUGAUCUAUGGUUUCCUCCGCCAUAUUGCAUAAGGCACGACGAAUCACAAUGUUUCAUCCUCUUCUUUUCAAGUUAUCGUGAGUGAGGAUGCGAUUGUGAACCAGUAGCCACAUGAAUGCGCUCACCUUCGUCGGGACCUCUGGAUGUCACACCACCUUAUGAGGGAAAUUGUCACCUUUAAAUCUAUGGUUAAUGAUGGUGCGAUAGUUGGACCUCACCAAAAACCCCCCAACAGGUCAAGGAUUCCACAUAAGAUUAGCUGGACCUCAUUGAUAAAAUCAGGAUGUAAAAGGGAUAAAAAAAAAAUUCAACAACUCAUUCCUCUCGCGAUCAGCCCUACCCCUUAAAGAGAGUGAAAGUGAAAGAUCUCACCCCACACUCUCAUUGAUAAUGGAUAUUUGAUUAGAUAACCAAGCAUCACGGUUUGAAGAAGCAGUGGCCACCAUGGGGAAGACAUCUUUCAGGAUCUUUCCCGGAAUCCAGCAAUCUCUCCAAAACGACACCCGCGCGCCACCACCAGGAUCGUUAUAAGCAUGCUUCCAGAAUAAUCCUUCCUCCUUCAUAAUACAUUUCCAAAUUGAACAACCAAUCGAACCAUUAUCAGAACCAACUCUCCACUCGGACACAGGCUGUGGGAACUUGCAAUCAAUGAGCUUUCGCCAACAAGAGGAAGGUUCCGACGCGUACUUCCAGAACCAUUUAGCAAUCUAUGCAGAAUUCAUAAAUCCCAGGUCAAGAACAUCCAAACCACCCCUUUCCUUAACUGCUUUGCAAAGAUCCCAUUUCACAAGAUGAAUUAUGUUUUUGUCUUGAGCUCCGGACAAAAUAAAUCUGCAUUGCAUUCUCUCCAUCUUCUGAAUAGUUGAUUUCGGAGCCUUUAACAGAGAGAAUAGGUAUAGAGGAUGACUUGCAAGGCUGGUUUUGCAUAAGACGAUCCUACCUCCUAAUGAUGGUAACUUUCAUUUCCAUCCCUCAAGUCUUGCUUGAAAUUUUGUGAGAACUUUGUUCCAUAUUGCUUUGGAGUUAGGGCUAGCCCCUAAAGGGGCGACGAGAUAAAUAGUUGGCAGAUAACUCCAUCCGCAGCCGAAGAUAUUUGCAAAGAAACCUGGAUUACAAACAUUUCCAAACGGAAACAGCGUGCUCUUUUUACGUCGAUUCUCAACCCAGUCACCGCUUGAAAGCAAACAAGCGUUGACAGAAGAUUCAACACUUGUUCCUCCUUUCCAUCUCAGAAGAUUAUUGUGUCAUCCGCAUACAUGAGAUGCGUCAACUCCCCUGCUCCGCUUCCUAAAAAAAUAUUGAAUCCAAAAGCUAUGUUAUGCAUAAAAUAAAUAAUUAUUACCAGUCCUGUAACUAUAUAUGUUAUCGGUUGGUAUCUCGGACUAGAUAGGCACCCUUUCUCAAACAACCCGUAAGGGUUGUUGGAACUAAUGACUUAGUAUGGUUGUUGAGAUGUUGCUAUAUGUCAGUAUAGUUGGAGGGGGAUUUUGAGGAUAAUGUGAAUAUCUUAUCUUUUCUCCUUUGAUGAUUAGGGGAGUUCUUUUACUUUGAACCCUUAAAUCAGUACGACAUACAAGAGCAUAGACAUGGCCAGAACUUUUAGAAACAAAAACAGUAAGAAACCCACACACAAGAGCAUAGACAUGGCUUGUAAUUCAAUCCCACACUAUUUCAGUUGUAAUGCUAAUAAUAUGAGCUUAAUCUCAAACUAAACAAUUGUCAAUGUACCACAAUAAUUGAUACUAUGGAACUAAACAUUUGGAGCAAGGAUUCUCGAACAAUAAAUAAACUAGUUCAACAGAUAAAACAAGAAACAAAAAAAACUUAAAGGUAUGCAUCUCCACGCAUGACAGACAUAUCUUUGAGGAUCAUGUGAUUCCAUUUAGACGAGUGCAUAUGCGCACUUUGAAUCAGUUUCUCCUACAUAGCAUUCUGUGGCCCACCAACCAAGUCCAGAGCAAGCCUGAUUCGUUCCACAUCACCACAUGGUUGUGUACACACGAUGAAAAUAAGUAAACAUUAGAAAACAAACCUUGCAUUUCCAUUGUUAAACAAAUAUCAUAACAGACCAAGAUCCCUUACCACGACAUCAUAGCUUCCCAGAUUAUUUGAGAACCUCAUCCAUAAGCAAACCCACAUGCCACCAUCAAAUCUGAUACAAAAGAGCUACUCCAUAAGUUUAUGCUAAUCAAAUGUUUCGUAGUGCUAUCAAACAAAUAUGUUCUCCCUUACUUAUUUUCAUAUAUAGGAACCCCAUCAGGAAUAACAAGCUGAAAAUGACAAAUGUUCGGCAAAGCCUUUGUUGUAUCCGAUUCAAAGUACAACUUCAGGAAUAAAUCAUGUAAAACAUUCAUCUGCAAAAACAUGUGAAUAUUACUCAACCGAAGAAGGAAUGUAAAACAAAUUAAUUAUAAAAGCUACUCUAGUUUACUAGCCAUAUGGCUUACGGUCUUCGUACGAAUCUCAUUGUUGAUUGUCCUAAGUGCAGAGUUGACAAAAUGAACUUCUAAUUCCAUCAUUACCAUGGCCAGGUACCAAUACUUACCAUCCUUCAAUGGUAGAUAGAUUUUCCAAAUGUCGACAUUAAGAUCACCGCCAUUGAACAAAUUAUAAGGGAAAAACAUGUACUCAGUACUGCUUGAAUUGUUAAAGAACUACCUUGUUCGAUCUGUAGGCAUUGUGCAAGUAGUUGAAUCAAUAAUCGUUGAAUACACGGUCAGCAGUAUAGACAUACUUCUCUACUCCCACCUAGAAGUUUGCUUUGGGAAAUUAAUAAGCAAAACGCAAUAUGUAAUAAAGAAGAAAAAAAAGAAUUUAUUAGUGUUCCAUAUUUGUAUUUCCUGUAUAUCGGCAGGUAGGAAGCACAACGUGUCCUCAAUUCUGCGUUGAUUCUCAUACAUGACAAGGAGGUUGAGAUGGCAUGCAUACUUUGAAAUGACCUUCAAAACAGAAAACAUAAAGGCUUAACAGUGAGCUACGAGUGCAUUCAAAUUAACAUAUAACAAGUAAAGGAUCCAAUUUACCUCAUCAUCUAGGUACUCGUUAGGCAACAAGCUCAACAGUCAACUUAAGUACAAGACUGAGAACCAUUCUUGACUAGAAUCUUCUUAGUAGCAAGAUCUUCCACAAAGAUGUAAUAUGUCAUUCCAACCUCCUCUAAAGUCAAAAGCAUGCUACUGGUGAUAGGAAACUGCAUCACGGCCUAACACAAAAAAGUCAAAUACUAACAAAUCAGAUAUGCUACCUAAUACUAAGCACUUCUUAAUUUUAAUACAGUACCAGUAAUACCUCAUGAUUGGUUGUCAAAUCAGGCUCAUCAUCAUCAAUGAUAAUGAUAUCAGAAAUCGGCGUCACAUCGUCAUCUUUGAACUCAAGCCUCCUCCUUAUAAGGUUCUGUCAAUUUUGAGAAAGUAAUCAGACACUAUUCCACCUAACUACAUGACAUAACAAGGAAGAAAAUCCACCAACAGCUACAAAACACCAAAAGCUAAGAAACCACUAGAAAACAAAAGUUGUAACCACUAUGCUUAAAGGCACGCAGAACAAAAAAGAUAAAAAAAAAACACAAACAGCAUACAUAUCAAACCUUGUGUUGUGAAGAAUUUCCUAUUAUGAUGUUAUUGACUUUAGGGCGUUUUUCAGCAGCCAUAUCAUCCGCCAGCCUCUUGCCUCUAAUUUCAAUUGUGAAACAAACAAUUUUCACCAAUAAUAGGUAAAGUUAGACAUUGGCAACAAUGAAUGAAAACAAAAUCAGAAACAAGGUAAACUAGCAAUGGUCGUUACCCGAAUUUUCGAUCCAUUUUCUUUGGCAGAACUCUAACUAACAAAAUAACACGGUGGAAAAACUACAAAACAUAAAUUCAUAUAGGGUUUGUUAAAUCCAGUAGCUAAAAUGACCGUACAUAUAACACCACCCUUCAUCAUAAUAGGUAAAGUUAGACAUAGGCAACAAUGAAUGAAAACAAAAUCAGAAACAAGGUAAACUAGCAAUGGCCGUUACCCGACUUUUCGAUCCAUUUUCUUCGGCAAAACUCUAACUAACAAAAUAACACGGUGGAAAAACUACAUAACAUAAAUUCAUAUAGGGUUUGUUAAAUCCAGUAGCUAAAAUGAUCGUAUAUAUAACACCACCCUUCAUCAUAAUAUAGCCGAAUUGUCAAUUAGAAUGGGAGAUGAAAGAUAACUAUCUAACAUAAUAAUAAAAAACUAUGGAAAAAGGAAUUUUAACAGCAGAGGAACCUUAUACUUCGCACACAGCUGGAAAGCAAUGAUGAGAAUAACAUAAUAAAUAAAAGAGAAGGAAAAAACACUUAUAUAGAAGACAAACUAAAAGGGAUAUUUGUGCGAACUUCCGCUUUCCCCGCUAAACACGGCAAAAAAGAGCCUAACUAAUAAAUAUCUUUCUUUUUUAUUUGUAACCAGGCUUAAAGUACCUUAUACGCAAGCAAAUACCCUAAGUUUUUUAGAUUUACUUUGCAUACUUCUUAUACGACCGAUGAUGCUGAAUCAGUGCACAACAAUGUGCCUCCUUCGGGUGCCUGCACUUUCUAGCAGAACAAGAAUUACAACAUAAGGAGCCUAAGAAUCCAACAAGAACAACCAACAAUAACUCUUUUAACAUUCAGUAGAAGUCUUGCGGAAUUGUCAUCCUAUAGACUUAAAUCCACUAAAUCUAACCAUUUACUCACCUCUUUUGAUAGAAAAAAUGCACAGAAUCAGCAAUUAAGUGGCCAUGACCUACGCAUACCUUCAAUUUAGGACAUCAAUUCUAAGUUUUAGUCAUUGACAUCAAUUGUAAGUUUAAACUGAAACAGAUAUCACAUGCCUACUCACUUCAUCAUUUAUUUAAUACUUUCCGCACAUAAUUUUUGGCCUCUUCCAAAUUUCCAACUGCAUGACCUUCUUCAAUUGAUAACCUCUAACGUUGAACUGCAACAAGAUACGAAUUGCCAUAACUUGCAGGGGGGAUACAGGUUGUAGAGCAUGAUUACUUCUUUUUAUCGACGGAUUAAGCAAUGUGCAUCCUUAGGGUGCCUACACUCUCUAGCUGAACAAGAUACGAUGAGCAAAUGAAAACUCAUAAGUGUAGGUAAAAGAUGGCUCUUUAAUAAGGAAAACUUACCUGAUCAAGUAGUUCCUUUUCUUUUGAUUUUGAGGCCUUUCUCAUUUGCGGUGCUUCCUCUACCACCUAUAAAAAAACCAUGCUGGCUUGAUGUAAGUAAACUUAUAUAUUAUAAGGCAGUAGCAAAUGAGAUAGCUUUAAGAAAGAAAUAGAAACGGUUAAUCUCCAUUGUUGAACUGAACAUUCUCAUUUUCAGAAACCCCUUCAUAGGCCCUCAGCCUUCCAGGAACAUAGAAGCUCAAUCAAGUUGCUCACCAGCCCCUUCCACUUUCGCAGUAUUGUUGGACAUUAGAUAACCAGUUCCAUCGAUUCUCAAUAUCAUAGACCCGGACACGAUUUCGGCUUCCGAGGGUAAAAUGGCACUCAGGGAGCUUAUGAAAAUGACAAAAACAUUAGUGAUGAAGGCACACGCGACUACCAAUUUGACUUGUACAUCUGCAAUUUCCGGUUACCCUUCCCCAUGCUUUGCCUCGUCUACGCACCGCCAUCUCCAUCGAUUUCGUCUAGCUCAUGGCCCUUCACCCAGCUCUCCAGUCUAUGAUUUUCAUUUCGACGAAAUCAUUUCUGAUGAAGGCACACACGGCUACCAAAUUGAAUUCUCCAUCUGCAAUCUCCGAAUACCCUUCCCCAUGUGUGGCCGUCGUCUCCUCCAUCUCCAUCGAUUUCGUCUUGGCCUUCAGCACUUUCCCCAGCUCUACAGUCUGCGGUCUUCACUUUUAAGACAGACGAUGUCAGGGAUAGCGACGACAAUAAUAAAAAAUCCAGAGCUCGGCCAUGGGAAGGGUUCUUAGGAGUUGGAUUCAUUCAUAGUAAAACCGGAGGAGAGGAGAGGAGAAGGGAGGGUUCGUCACUCACGCGGAAAGUUAUUAAUUAAUUAUAAAUAGCUUAAAGUAAUGUAUUUGGUAAUUUGAUUAUUUUAAAAGAAUAGGGAAAUUUUUGUGUUUUCAACUUUUUCAGAUGAGAAAGAAGUGAGAAAUUUUGAUUUUUUUUAUUAUUAUGAAAGAGAAAUAAAGAGGGAAAUUUUGGGUUUUCAACUUUUUGAGAAAGGAAGGAAAAGGGAACUUUGGUUCUUUCAAUUUUAUAGAAAAGAAAUAGGAGGGAAAAUUGAUUGUUUCUAAUUUAUGCAAUGGGAAAGAAUGAGGUAAAUAUUUGUAUUUUCAUUUUUUGUGAAAAGAAAGAAGGAAACAAACUUGAUGUUUUCAACUUUUUGGUUUUAAAAAUUUAGCCUUUUUUUAUGAACCGGAUUAUGUUAUAUCAUCAAAAAGGAAUUGUUGACAAUAACCCUAGCCAAGUAAGAGCUAUAUGAGAAAGAGAAUCACUAUAAACCCUCGGGCAAAAGCAAACAAGUAUAAGAAACUACCAAACCUUCUCCCUCACUUUAUCAACAAGUAAAACAUUCACUUCAUUCUUGAUAACCUUGCAUAGUACCUCGACGUCAAUUCUAUCACCAACGUAGAUCCUGCAGCAACACUCACGCCCAAGAUGGCUCAACAACAAACUCCAAAUGAGCUUGCUCGCAUCAUUCAAAGGGCAAGAAACUGCAAAGCUUGGAUUGCCCUUUCCCUCUCCUGUCGUCAAGUACAACAGGGAGAGCGAGGGAAGACUUGCUGAGAAGCACCUAGAAAAGAUUGCAGUACACUGCAUACUGUGCAAAAAUAUGGUCAAUAGAUUCAACAGAUUGGUCACAAAAUACACAAUUCAGAUCUCCAGAAUAAUCCCAUUUCACCAUCUUAGCUCUAGUGUUAAUUAUUUCCUUAGCAAUCAGCCACACCAAAAUCCUAUUGGGAGGAAUCCCAAUUCAUUUCCAUACAUCUGUCACCCAGGGGGAAGGAAACUUAGGUAUGAUAGAGUCCCAAACCUUCUUCAUCGAGUAUUUAAACAUUUCCUCUCCUUUCCAAAAGGCCUUCUUCCGGGUCUUAUAUUGCCAAAAGAGCCAAUUCUUAAGCUUGUACUUAAACAACCAAGCAAUCCACAAUGAUCCAAGCUCCAAAAGAAUAGACCAAAUAUGUCGAGAAACACAAGCUAUGUUCCAGGACCUUAGAUCUCUUACACCAAGCCCUCCCUCACAUUUUGGAUAGGCCAAUUGAUCUCAAGCUACACUGGCUUUGACUUUACCACCUGCUCCCCCAUAGGAGUCACUAUGCACAUCAGAAUCACUCAACGAAAAUACCAGGAAACCCCAUAGCAGAAUUAACAGGCAAGAUAAAUCCCCAAUCAACUGAAUACAAAAAGAGCCUUCAUAAGGUCAAUUUUUCAGUGUGCUACGAGAGGAAAUAUGUUUAAGAGAAAACUUUGAGAUUAAUUCAUUUGCCAUCAAUAUUAUACCCAAUAACUCUCUCUUUCACAAACGCAGACUGAUUAUGGUAAUAAGAGUAGAAAGAGUAGAGCUUAACCUGUUGGCAAUAAUCUUGGAAACAUAAUUGUAGAUAAUGUUGCAACAAGAUAGGGGGCAGAAAUCUUUCAUGAACACUGGAUUAAGCACAUUAGUGACGAGUGUUAAAGCAGUAGCAUUUAUCUCUCUAGGUACUCGACACUCCUCAAAACAGAAUUGCACUGCAGAGAUGAGAUCUGCUCCAAUGGUGGAGCAAGCAUGUUGAUAGAAACAAGGAGAAAACCCAUCUGGACCCGGAGCUUUCUCACCCUUCAUUCCUAAAACCACCUUUCGAACCUCUUCCUCUAUUAUAGGAGCACAUAAAUCAUCCACCAGAUCAGAAGGAAGCCUCCUCUUCAGCAGCCUUUAAUAAAAAGCAACUGGCUCUCCCCUUACUGCCUGAUCACCCUCAUCCAACAGCUUCUUAUAAAAAGAUACCCCCACCUCACACAUACUCUUUAGGUCAGAAAUCGUGUUUCCAUCAUUGUCCACAAGAGAGCUAACUGUGUUUCUUUUUAUACCACUUCUAACAGAGCGAUAAAAGUAUCCAGAAUUUGAAUCUCCUCCAUGCAGCCAAAUCUCCCUCUAUUUUUGUCUGAGAAAAGACUCCUCAGCUAUACGCAAUUCAUUGACCUUUUUCAACAUAGCUUGCUCAGCAAGGAAAACAUCCGAGGAAGGAUUUUCCAGAGCAUCCCUCUGCACCAACCACAACAUGCCUUCAGCUUAUCAUACCCUCUCCCUUGAAUAUGAAAACUCUUCCUUAUUUAACUUUGUAAGAAACCCCUUCAAUACCCUCUGCUUUUUAUAAAACGGAACAAUAGGAGAACCAACAACUCUCUUAGCCCAAGCCUCCUUUAGUAGCUCUUCAUACUUCGGAUGGGAUAUCCAAAAUUUGAAGAACUUGAACGGUUUGGGAAGAGUCUUCAGUGGCUCUUGUGUUUGCAACAAGACAGGACAAUGGUCAGAAACAUCCGGGUCCAACAGCUUCAUCCUACUAUGGGCCUAUCCAACUAAGGGAGAUUCACAAAACUUCUAUCCAUCCUCCUAGCUAUGGGAUUCCUCAAUUGCUUUUUAAUCCAAGAAAACCAGGGCCAACAAAUUUGUGCUCCUCUAACUCCAAAUAAAAAAUCCAACUAUUAAAAUCAGCCAUGCAACUAGGGGCAUUCGACGCUUCAGAAGGGUUUCUUAUAGCAUUGAAGUCCCCUAGAAUAAGCCAGAUCAGUGAGAUAAACUUGCAUCUCCAGAGAUUAGCAUACAACUUCAUUCUAUAAGACUCAGUAUUGGAAGCAUACACAAAUGUGGCUCCAAAAGGAAUAGCAUCAUUUACCCUUGUAUGAAUUGAACAGACCAUAAAUGAACUGUGAGUUCCACUUCAUUCCUCCAUAACAGCAAGAUUUUUCCCAGACCCAGUUAGGGAACCGCUUCAGCAGCAUCUUCUUAGCCUUUGCUAGCUCUUACCCAGGGUUCUAAAAUAGCUACUAUAUGUAUAUUAUUAUGUUUAAUAACUCUACGUAAUUCUGUAAACUUACUAUUAUCACAAAACCCUCGUAUAUUACAAGUUAGAACAUUCAUCGCUUCAGCCUACCACGCCCUCCACUACCUCCUUUCCACCACCAUUACCUCCUUUAUUCUUCACCGGAGAGGAAUCCUUGUCAGCAUCCAAAUCUAUCUCACCCUACCCUUCAAUAGAAACAUGAUGAGAAGAGAUCCCAGUCUUUUGGACCACUAACUCCCCACCAUCAUGCUGCGAAAAUAGUCUGGGACUCCCUGAACGAAUAGGUGACAUGCGCACCACAUUCGCAAAACUCAUUGUUGGACCAUGAUAGAAUGUAGGGGAUCAACAAAAUCUUGUUCUGGAACAAUAUCACUAAGCACUUGGAAAGCAUUUUCAAUGCCCCCAACCUCAGAAGAAGAGCCAGCAACAUCAUAUUCAACAACAAUAGCCUUCCCUUAUCCAUACUAGAUACAAACACCUCCCUCUCAGUUUCACUAGCAGAGACCUCUACUGCUUCUUGUUGGAUUUUGAAUUCCUAACCCAAACCUUCCCAUCAUACCGAUUUCUAUCAAAAUUAUGGCCAAACAUCUCACACUUUGAACAAACAUGAGGUAGAUGGCUAUACUCCACAUUCAACUUAAAAUCAGAUUCAUCAUAGGGAUAUAAACGAACUGAACUAGGAAACCUUGAACCCACUUCCAUCUCCAAAAAGCCCGAGCGAUUCCAAGUUGAGCCCCAACUCUGGUCACCCUAUCGAUAUGAAGCGACACACCCACUGUACUAACAGCCCACUCCAAUCCCUCCAUAGAGUUAUACUCCAAUGGAAUCCUAGAAAAGCAAACCCUGAUGGGGAGAGUCUCCACCUUCGAUUCGACCGAGUGAAUCCCAUGACAUAAUUUUCGAAAGAAGAUAUGAUUCCCCUAGAAGUGCCAGGGACUCGACUUGAAAACCCAAUCACUUGUGCUCAACGAUGGGAACUGAAAAACCAAAAGCCGCGACUCAAAUCGAGAGACUCGAAUCACACCAUCCCUUCCCCAAAGACAAGUAGCCCAGUUCUGCAACUUAGGGAGGCGAGGAAUGUCAACCACAAACUGCUCGAUUAGACUAUUCUUCCAAUGAGAUGCCCCUUUCUCCUCUACCUCCUUAGGGAUUCUGAAACCAUCAUUGAUCCGCUCUAGAGGACGAUAACGAAGCUUAUUCUCUGACGCAACAGCAAACAACUGAGCCCAGGUGCUCCCCUCACCGACCGGGAGAGCCCCCGACGGCGAGGCCACCAUUUCAAGAUCGUCAAAACUCAGAGAGAAAAGAAGAGAGAGAAAGGGAAGAGAGAAGAUUUCAACCCUACGUUGCCAAAAAAAUUAAACCUUUCAAAUAUGAAUCUUUAGUUUUUAUAUGGAGAGCAUGACUAAUUAACUAUAUUAUAGUCUCUUACUGAAUUAUUAUUUGGCUAUAUUAGAUUUGUAAACCUAUAAUGAGUUAUCUCAUCUUCAAUAUAAUAUCACUCGAAUGAUCUCAAUGCAUGUUAUUUUACAUUAUAAACUACUUAUUUAAUUAUUUAUCAAUUUAAUUGUCACAAUGUUUACGUAUGAAUUAUGAUGAUUUAGGAGUUCAACAUUUAAUCACCAAGACAUUAUUUAUAAUAAACCUUAUUAUAGUCUUUUUAGGACAUAUGACUAAUUGGAUAUAGUAGAUAUGAGAACAUAUCAUGAGUCAAGACUUUAGCAUUUAGUAGCUAAGAUAUUUUCUAGGAAAACCGACCAUGAGUCAUCUUAUCAUAAUAACGAAUCGCUUCUGUUAUAGUACAUAUAACCUAAAACUCAUUAUAUGAACUAAUUUAGGAAAUUCUGAUAAGCAACACACUUAUCUUACUAUAUGAACUAAUUAUUUUGACUAUAUUUAGGGUAUAGAGUUAUAUAAUUCGAAGGUAUAUAUAUGGGGUGUUCUACGGUACCCAUGAUGAAAUCUAGGGUACCGCAUACCUUGAGUAAGAAAACGCUAUCCAGAAUUGAAUUAACUGAUCUUUCGGACAUGAUACUAUACUCUAACUCUUAAAGAUCAAAAUCUAGGUCUUAAUUCUCUAAAUCUUAUACCCCAAUAUCAAUUUAAUUAGAAACAAUAAUCGACGGUUAUGAUACGUCCAAAUAUAGGCAAAAAAAUCAAAGCACCAUCUUAGGGUUUAUAGUUUAUGAUUUAGAUAAUUAGGACCUAGAGUUCACUCAUUAAGGGUUAGGGUAUAGUAUCAUGCCCAAAAAUCCUGCUUAUUCGAGGUCUAGAUAGCGUUUCAUACUCAAGGCAUGCGGUACCCCAGAUUUCCUCCGGGAUACCAUAGAAGGCACCAUAUAUGUAUAUAUGUAAUUGUAAUUGUUUAUGGUUUAGUAACUAAAUUAAGGGUUAAUACCUUAUUUUGGCCCGAACUAUGACCAUAUAAUUAACUUUGGCUCGUGGUUUCCAAAAUUAACAUCCUGGCCUCAACUCUGCUGCAUAUAGACUCAGUAGGCCCGACACAUGAUUUGACAGUCAAUUUGGACAGUCAACACGCCAUGUUAUUGCCUCGUCACCCUAAAAUUAAUUAAAAAAUCAAAUAUAAAUUAUUUUUCUAAUUUCUAUUAUUUAUCAUUUUCAAAUUAACCAAAAAUAAAAUUUUAAAUUUUAAAAUAAUUUACUAAUUUUUGGUUAAUCUAUAAAUUUAUCAUUUUUAUAAAAUAAAAAAAUGAUAUUUAUUUUAUACUAUUAUAAUCUUAUUUAUUGGUUAAUUUGAUUAUCAUAAAUAAUUGAAAUUAGGAAAAUAAGUUUAAUUUUUAAUGAUUUUUGCGCUGACGAGGCAAUGACAUAGCGUGUUGACUAACGAUCAAACCAUGUGUCUGGCCAAUUGAGUCUAUAUGUUGCAUAGUUGACGCCAGGAUGUUUAUUUUUUAAACCAAGUGCCAAAGUUGAUUAUAUGGUCAUAGUUCGGGCCAAAAUAAGGUAUUAACCCCUAAAUUAACCAUUAGUUACAAUAAUCAUUUGUUUAAGAAAAUUUGACUUAAUAUGUCUACUUAUUUUCUAUGCUUCUACAUUUACUAUAACUUCAGCUCUACAUUAUCGUUAUUUUACAGUACUAAGUAAAACUUUGGCACAUUUGAGUUGUGUUCGAGUUGAAUUUUUAUUUCAAAAUGAGGGUUAAACUUGCCAUGUUAAGUCAUACGUGCAAUAACUCAAACAUCUAAAAUAAAAUAAAAAUUAAUAUUGUACUUUGACAAGUUUUUUUUUAACUUUUAUAAGUACUUUUACCAAAAAAAACCGUUUAUAAAUACAUAUAUGAAUAUGAGGUAGAAACAAAUUGUCUAAAAAUUGCGGAAAAUGUUUGAAAUUAGUGUAAUAAAUUAAGUUUAAGUUGCACCGAGUAAAGAGUAAGAAACACAAUGCGCUGAUUCGAACAACCCGCAACCCGACCCGACCACAACCCUCUUGAACCGUAACUCAAUCAACCUAUAACCCAAUUGACCCGUAACCCGAUGAACCCAUACUCGAAUGACCUGUAAUCCGAUUAACCCGUUACCCAAUUAACCCACAAGUCGAUUGAACCCGAUCCGAAACCUGAUGAGCCCGAAACCCGACUAACCUAUAACCAGAUUGAACCCAACCCGAACCCACUUGAUUGAAACCUAUAGCUAUACUGCCCAUACACAAACAUACCACGUAAUAAUGAUUACAUAUCAAACAGGUUGAUAUCUCAACCAAACAAACAGUCAAACAGAUAAAAAAAAAAUUAGAUCAAAAGAAAGUGUAGCAUUAGCAAGCCUGCUAUAUUGACCAUUAGGAAUACACAUACUUUGAAUACGACACAUGAAUCUACUUUGCUUCGUUGAUAUAUAGGAAUGUAAAGUUACAGUCCCAAUCUAAUAGAAAGAAGAACGGAAAAAUGUUAAUUUAUGACGUGUUUCGGUAUAGCCUUAAAGUAAAAAAUUGAAUGCAAGAGCUGUGAUUGAAAUGAUAAAACCAAUUUUCAUCUGAACUGCACAUCAAAGAGAAUCAAACAUAUACCUUCAUGCAACAACGAUGAAACUGGAAUCCAUGAUGCUUGACUACUAGACUCACCUUGCUCAAACUCUUUGGUAAACUGACUUUCAUUGGACAGGGUCGUCAUGGUUCGUUGCUCAGACUCUGGGGUACAAAAUCAUCAUAUAAGUAAAUCACCAUAUGGAGCGGAUCCGAUCGGACCACCGUCCGCUGUUUAUCCAGGCUGAACCGGACACGCAAUCACCCAGGGUGGAAAGGCCUUUUCGGUUCCUGGUGGCUUGGAUCCCUCAUGAAGAAUUCAGCCGGGUGAUGGAGACAGCGUGGCCCUGUAGCACUCAUUUGCCGCAUUCCCUUGAGAAGCUUUCAGCGGCGCUUAAAGACUGGAACCACAGGCUCUUCGGUAACAUCUUUCAUCGGAAACAAGCUCUGGUGAGGAAGCUGCGCAGACUUGAAGAGUAGAAUGAGAGUUCUGACUUAGUAGCUUCACAGUUGCACGAAGAAUCUACGAGAAAGGGGUUGGAGGAGACCUUGUGGCAGGAAAAGCUGUUGUGGCUGCAAAAAACGAGAGCUAACUGGAUUACAAAUGGUGACCGAAACACGAGAUACUUCCAUCUUUUGACCCUCAAGCGCAGGAGAUUAAAUAAGAUAUCGGCGU
This is a messenger RNA of Linum trigynum, 14605 nucleotides long. The record is from the annotation of a GenBank genome assembly. NCBI's taxonomy places the organism in Eukaryota, Viridiplantae, Streptophyta, Magnoliopsida, Malpighiales, Linaceae.